GUUUCAUCCUCCUGCCCUGAAUACCGCACAGCCGGGGAGGCAUGAAGACUGAGAUAAACUGGAUACACCGCUACAGGAUACACGGAAGAGGACGGAGGACGCUCUGAUAUGCUGUACUCGAGGUAAAAUGGAUGAGCGCCAGACCCACGUGAAGCUAAGUGAGGAGAAACUCAUACCAAAGUCUGACAUCCUGGCGCUGCUGAGGACGUAUAACUGUUACCAUGAAGGGAAAAACUUCCAGCUGAGGACUCGAGAGGAGGAUGGAGAGCUUAUCCUAGAGGGGUUGUUGAACAUCUACUGGGGUCUACGUCGACCAAUCAGACUUCAGAUGUAUGAUGACAAUGAAAGAUUUCAUCUGAACCGGAAUGACAGGUCAUCUGUGGGGAAGCAGUUAUCAGAGGAGUCUAACAAUAAUUCAGUGAGCAGUGAAAAUGGACCAGCUGGAGAUGAUGUGGGCAGUCCAGAGGAAGAGGAUUCUCCUCAGCUGCUCAGAACCAGAAGUGAUGCUUCCUUCAUGCACGUUCAGAGGAGGUCAAACACGCGCACUGCCAGAGACCUGCACCGCCUUCGCACACACAGGUUCUCAAUCAACGGACACUUUUACAACCAUAAGACAUCUGUAUUUACUCCUGCAUACGGUUCAGUCACAAAUGUACGAGUAAACAGCUCCAUGACGACAGUACAAGUCCUUAACCUGCUGCUACACAAGUUUAGGGUGGAGAACAAAGCCGAAGAGUUUGUGCUUUAUAUGGUGCACGAAUCUGGUGAGAGGACCCGUCUGCGAGAUGGCGAAUACCCGCUGGUGGCUCGUGUGCUUUACGGACCCUGUGAGAAAAUCUCCAAGAUCUUAAUCACCGAGGCCGACCUGGGAGAGGAAGUCACUUAUGAUGUUGCCCAGUACAUAAAGUUUGAGAUUCCUGUUUUGGACAGUUUUGUGGAGAAACUGAAAGAGGAAGAAGAGCGUGAGAUCAACAAACUAACCAAAAAGUACAGCGCUCUGAGGUUAAUGAUUCAACAUCAGCUGGAAGACAAAGCUGACAACAGUGACCGAGUAUAAGUGUGCUAUGUACAGAAGAUGGCCUGUUUAUGAUUGUUUGUAAAGGUGUGUGUUUGUGUGUGAGGAGGUUGAAUGAAACACUAAUGAUUGUUGAUUUAAGAUGGUAAAUAUUUGUAGUGAAUGUACAGGUAAAUUAAUAUGGCUGCAAAAGAACCAUAUCAGACACCAAUGUGCUUCCACUUUUAGAAAAACAAAACUCAACAGUUUGUAAGAUUUGUUUUUUAAUGUUAUUAUGAAGAAGUUCCUCACAGCGUUGAUAUUUCUACUAUUAAUGUAUUCACUUUCAUAGACAGAUAUUUAUACAAGCUGUUUUUCUGCAACGUUUUCUACAACUUGGACCUUUUUAUGUAAUAAAUCAUGUUUAGUGUGGCCUUUCUAAAUGCUGUUGGAUCUCUGCUGACACCAAACAUAAUACUCAACUCUGAUUUCCCACAAAGAAAACAGCCUUUUUUUUAUUAUUUCCUGCACACUAACCAAGACUGAAGCACAUAUUAGCAUUGUUUUGCUGAGUGACUCUCAGUGCCAGCCCGUUCCCAUGAGCUCAGUGUGUAUUCGUGUGCCUAUCAGCAUUACACAAUGGUGCAUCCUGAGAGGAGGGCUGUUCCUUUUUCCCACAGCCUUACAAACACAGUUUAUCAACCUUGACCUUCAACAUUUACUUAGUCAGUUGGCAGUUAUUAUUUAAAUAAUCAGAUAAUAAUAAAAAAAUUCCCUCCUCAACACGCUUCUUUUGUGCACAGUCUCUCUCUGCACACACCAAGUAAAUAUUCUGUAAACAUCCAGACGUCACUUUUUGGUGAGCCUUUGCAGAAAUAUGUUUUUGAUUGUUGCAAAUAUUACUACAGUCAUCAUCAAGAAAGGCUGCUGCUGUCUAAAUGUUAAUGCAUAAGCCAGAAAGGCACUAAAAUAUGUGGUUUCAAAAUAUCUACAGUCAUGUGCAAAAGUUUUAGGCAUGUAGGAUUCAUUGCAGGGCCUGGUGUGCCAUAGCUGGGGGGGGGGGGGCAGCCAAGGUCAAGCUCAAUGACAUGUCUUUUGUUCAGACUUUUCACCCCUUGUAAUACACCCGCAAAGGGCACUCAAGGUAAUGUAAAUAUAUAGUUACGAAUUAUAAAUACAGGCAUUUCAGUGUGGAAAAAAACACAUAUUACACCUUUUAAAAAGCAGCAUAUAAAUGGGCAUUUACACCUUUUUUUCUAGUUGUGUUUAACAGUAGUUGUUGCUCACUUUGCACGAGUCACAAUGUGUGAAAGAUUACCACAUUUUCCUCUUUCUUACACACACACAUACAUGCAUGCAUGCAUGCACACAUUUCAUUUGUCUACAUGCUCCCUGUGCACACACACAGCAAAUCCAACUGUAAAACGUUAUUUUUUGUGUUUUUAUUUUACUUUCAGUUUGGCAAUAUUUGUGAAAGGCAUCAAGGCAUCAACAUGUCACAUGUGACAAAGGGAUGCUGGUUAAAAGCCUAUAGUAACAUUCAAAGUGUCUUAUCUUUCAAACUGCUUAUGUAACUAAUGAAAAUAAGUUUCUGCUUGCAUGCUUUCUAGUCAUGAGUCACAUUUGCAGAAUCAUAUCCCUCCCCUUUUUAUUACUACCACACCUGCUUGAGAAAUGUUCUGAUCAAACCCACACAGGUUAAUUGUCUAACAACUUAAAGACAUCUGCAUUUAUAAUGAAACAAAGUUAUUUACCCUGCCAGGCAGCCUUCAUGCAUUUCUCCAUAAGAUGUUUUUCUGUAAAUCCCAUGUGAAAGAAAUCAUCUUAAUGGAUAAGACGAGCCAUAUAUGACUAUUACAAUUAAUGAUGAUCUUGAAAUGUUCUCCCUGGGAUAAUGUUGCACAAUCUAAAGGUAUAAUCUCAAGGUAUCUUCAUGUUUUAAUGCAUUUUUUAUAUUGCAUAUACAUCUGUACAUAUUUCUCCUUUUUGGAAAUAAUUUCUGUUUGUUUUAUUGGUGCUAAUUAGUUUUCUACUGGUUCCACCUAUUUUGUCUUUUUCCUUCAUGGUCAUGGGACAGCCUCUCACAUUGGCUGUAGCUGAUACUGGUGAGACCACACCAAAACUGUCUGUUUGCAAGCCCUGAUAAAGGCCCCUAUUGUUGAAACAUGUUGGCUUAUUAGAUGAAUUAGCCAUUUUA
Molecule: messenger RNA, 3191 nt
Organism: Cheilinus undulatus (humphead wrasse)
Lineage: Eukaryota; Metazoa; Chordata; Actinopteri; Labriformes; Labridae
Gene: rassf4a
Product: Ras association domain family member 4a
Exons: 11
Coding region: 128-1057 (309 amino acids)
Biological process (GO): signal transduction
Source: RefSeq, a predicted model, not a curated record